This is a messenger RNA of Lepus europaeus (European hare), 8919 nucleotides long. RefSeq names its product Rho GTPase activating protein 31 (gene ARHGAP31). The transcript is spliced from 12 exons. The record is from RefSeq and is a predicted model, not a curated record. NCBI's taxonomy places the organism in Eukaryota, Metazoa, Chordata, Mammalia, Lagomorpha, Leporidae. Gene Ontology annotation, molecular function: GTPase activator activity. Gene Ontology annotation, biological process: small GTPase-mediated signal transduction. The coding region runs from base 138 to 4496 and encodes 1452 amino acids.
CGCCCCGGCUCUCGCCUUGGCCCAGGCGGCACCGCAGAGCCGCGCUGCGGCCGGUGAUCGGAGCCGGGAGACCAUCUUACCGCGGCGCCAGGCAGUGGGGAGGCGAGACGGAGGGGCAGCCUCUUCGGGACUAACUCAUGAAGAACAAGGGUGCCAAGCAGAAGCUGAAACGCAAGGGAGCCGCCAGCGCGUUCGGCUGUGACCUGACGGAGUAUCUGGAAAGCUCGGGACAGGAUGUUCCAUAUGUAUUGAAGAGCUGUGCAGAAUUUAUAGAGACUCAUGGGAUUGUGGAUGGAAUCUAUCGGCUUUCUGGAGUCACCUCAAACAUUCAACGGCUAAGGCAAGAGUUUGGCUCAGAUCAAUGUCCAGACCUGACAAGGGAAGUGUACCUCCAGGACAUCCACUGUGUGGGCUCACUCUGCAAACUCUACUUUAGGGAGCUGCCCAACCCCCUCCUGACUUACGAACUCUAUGAGAAAUUCACGGAGGCUGUGUCACAUUGCCCGGAAGAAGGCCGACUGGCCCGAAUCCAAAAUGUUAUCCAGGAACUUCCCCCAUCCCAUUAUAGGACCCUGGAAUACCUGAUCCGACACCUGGCACACAUCGCCUCCUUCAGCAGCCAGACCAACAUGCAUGCCAGGAACCUGGCUCUGGUGUGGGCUCCAAACCUCCUCAGGUCUAAAGAAAUCGAAGCCACUGGUUUCAAUGGUGAUGCAGCCUUCCUUGCAGUCCGGGUCCAGCAGGUGGUGAUUGAGUUCAUAUUGAAUCAUGUGGAUCAAAUCUUUAAUAGCGGUGCACCAAGUUCUGUGGAGAAUGAUGAAAACCGACCCAUCAUGAAGAGCCUGACCCUGCCAGCCCUUUCCCUGCCCAUGAAGUUGGUGAGCCUGGAGGAAGCUCAGGCCCGCAGCCUGGCUACCAACCAUCCUGCUCGGAAGGAAAGGAGGGAGAACAGCCUGCCUGAGAUUGUCCCCCCCAUGGGCACCCUCUUCCACACUGUCCUUGAGUUACCAGACAACAAGAGAAAGCUUUCCAGUAAAUCAAAGAAGUGGAAAUCGAUAUUUAACCUGGGACGUUCUGGAUCAGACUCCAAAUCAAAGCUGAGUAGAAAUGGGAGCGUGUUUGUGAGAGGGCAGCGGCUCUCAGUGGAAAAGGCUACUAUCCGACCAGCUAAAAGCAUGGACUCCCUGUGUUCGGUGCCUGUUGAAGGAAAAGAAACCAAAGGAAAUUUCAAUCGAACAGUCACCACUGGUGGAUUUUUCAUUCCAGCAACGAAAAUGCACGGGACCAGCACUGGUAGUUCAUGCGACCUCAGCAAGCAGGAGGGCGAAUGGGGCCACGAGGGGAUGCUGGCAGGGGCAGAGGGGGGCGUUGACGUGAGCAGUGACCGAAGCCAACUCCAGGGUGCGCAGGCCCGGCCCCCGCCGGAGCAGCUGAAGGUGUUCCGGCCUGCCGAGGAUCCCGAGAGCGAGCAAACAGCCCCAAAGAUGCUGGGUAUGUUCUACACCUCAAACGACAGCCCCAGCAAGUCGGUUUUCACUAGCAGCCUCUUCCAGGUGGAGCCCUCACCACGCCACCAGCGCAAGGCGCUGAACAUCUCCGAGCCCUUCGCCGUGUCCGUGCCGCUCCGCGUGUCAGCCGUCAUCAGCACCAACAGCACCCCCUGCAGGACACCCCCAAAGGAGCUGCAGUCCCUUUCCAGCCUGGAGGAGUUUUCUUUCCAGGGGUCCGAGGGCGGAGGCUGGCCCGAAGAGGAGAAGCCUCUGGGAGCCGAGUCUUCUCCAGCAGCCGUCCCCAAGAAGGCAGCUCACGAGGAUGCCAAGGCAGUGGCUGAAGCCGCAGCGACACCGGAGUGCAGCCAAGGCCCUUCCCUGGAGCCAGGCCCCCAGCUGGAGGAGAAGACCUUGGAAAUCUUGCUGGGCUCUCAACAUUCAAGGGAACCGGAGAAGGGACCGAAUGCAGAGAAGGUGGUGGAGGACGCCCAGGAGGCUGGCUGGAAGGAGCCGGAGAGCCCCAGGGCCAGGGCUGAAGCCGUGUUUCUCCAUGAGAUGGAUGAAGACGAUCUCACCCAUGCCCUCAUCUGGCCCGAGAUUCAACAGGAGCUGAAAAUCAUUGAAUCGGAGGAGGAGCUCUCCUCAUUGCCACCUCCUGCUCUGAGGAUCAGCGCAAUGCAGCCAAGUUUUGAGUCAAAGGCAGGCCCUUUUGCUUCCUCGGAACCUCCUCGGGGGUUGUCUUGUGGGCCCACUCCUGAUCCAGCCUCUGCCCCUCCAGAGGAGUGGACAAGGGACCCACGCAGUGAGAGCACACAGGGGGCUUCCACAGCAGCCAGUGGGGAGACACCAGAGCCCACCAGCGGCCUCCAGAGAUCCAAACCAGAACAAGGCGUGCGUCUAGAUCCUGCCAGGCUAGCUCCUCUGGAAAUCAUGACAUUUGAGAUGGGGCCUCCACAAGCAAAGGCAGAGGUGAGAGGCCCAGGGAACCUGUCCCCUCCACUCCCACCUGCUCCUCCCCCACCGACUCCUCUGGAGGAGGCACCCGGAGGCCUGCUGGCAAAGGAUGGCCCCGAGAGAGAAGCCUCGUCCAGGGAUCUGAGGACAAAGCCCUCUCAAGCUCAGCUGGAGUGCAAAGACAGCUCUGGGCUCCCUCACUUCUGCCAAGCACGUGAGGCUGCUCCAAGACAAAGUGAACAGCAACAUUCAAAGGAUGCUGCUGCCGCCGCCGAGGGAACGGGCUCUGCUUUGCCAAGCCCAACAAAGGAGGCUGAGAUGGCCACCCAAGGGGAAGGCGACGGAGCCCACUCCCUGCAGGAGCCUUCGGACUGUGAUGAAGAUGACACCAUGUCCGAUUCUGCGCAGCAUGGCCUGGAGAUGGUGGAGCCAUGGGAGGAGCCCCAGUGGGUGACAAGUCCCCUUCACUCUCCCACCCUGAAGGAUGUGCAGGAGGCGCAGGUGCAGGGCCCCCAGGGCCCCCGGCUGGAGAAGAGGCUUUCCCACAGGCCCAGCCUUCGCCAGAGCCAUUCCCUAGACAGCAAAAGCACGGGGAAGAGCCAGUGGACUCCCAAGGUUCCCUCUUCCAGUAGUUGUGCCAAUCUGGAGACACAGAGGAAUUCUGACCCUCUGCAGCCCCUGGCACCCAGGAGCGAGGUUUCGCGGUGGGAUGAGAAAGCCCUAAAGUCCUUCAGAGAGUUUUCUAGCCAGAAAGGGAGAGAGGCUGUUCCCAGUCAAAAGGGACCAGGUGGUGGUGGUGUGCAACCUGCACUGGCAGCAGCCGGCCCCGCCAGCCCAGCAGAGGGCCAGGAGCUGCGAACACAGGUGGAGCCCAGCGAUGCUCAGAGUAAGCAGGGCGGUGGUUCUAGGCCAGAGAGCAGCAAGGAGAGCUCCCCCAGCGGGCAGGACAGCAGCCCACCUGCAGAACACUCCCCAAAGUUACAGCUGAAGAGCCCCGAGUGUGGACCCCCGAAAGGGAAAAAUAGGCCUUCUUCCCUCAACUUGGACUCCGCCCUUCCCAUAGCUGACCUCUUCCGGCUUGAGAAUGCCGCCUCCUUCAGUUCACCUGGGGUGCAGCUCUCGGAGCGGGGAGAGCCAAAGGCCACGUGGAUGGCCUCACCUCACUGUAAAGCAGACCCCUGGAAGAUUUCUCCCCAGGACCCCCAGGACCUCGACCUUGUCGCCCAUGCCCUGACAGGUCGCCGUAACUCAGCUCCUGUGAGUGUGUCAGCCGUGAGAACCUCCUUCAUGGUCAAAAUGUGCCAGGCCAGGGCAGUCCCAGUCAUCCCACCCAAGAUUCAGUACACACAGAUCCCACAGCCGCUGCCCUCCCAGAGCUCCGGAGAGGGUGUGGCUCAGCCUCUGGAGAAGAGUCGAGAGGAACCCAGCUCCCCCCGUGGCCUGUCUCACAACCCUGCCAAAGGUGAACCCCCCACCUCCCCGGAAAGCCCGAAGGAAGAGAAACCAGAGCAGGAUCUGGGCGCUGUCAAGUCCACACCGGCAGACGCGAGUGUGUCUUGCGUAUGCGAGGGACCCACGCUUCCGCCAGACCCAGAUGUGCCUAACCUGCUCUCCACCCACGAUGCCACAGUGCAAUGCAGGAAGCGCACAUCAGAGACUGAGCCAUCUGGGGACAACCUUCUUUCAUCAAAAAUAGAGCGGCCCUCUGGAAGUUCUAAGCCUUUCCACAGGUCAAGGCCAGGAAGACCUCAGAGCCUGAUCUUAUUCAGUCCUCCUUUCCCCAUUAUGGACCACCUGCCCCCGUCAUCCACAGUGACAGAUUCCAAAGUCCUGCUGUCCCCCAUCCGAAGUCCUACCCAGACAGUCUCCCCUGGCCUUCUUUGUGGGGAGUUGGCAGAAAACACGUGGGUGACACCAGAAGGGGUUACACUUAGGAAUAAAAUGACCAUCCCUAAGAAUGGCCAGAGACUAGAGACCUCAACCAGCUGUUUUUACCAGCCGCAGCGGAGAUCGGUGAUCCUGGACGGAAGAAGUGGCAGGCAGAUAGAAUGACAUCAGUUCACCUGCUGGUUUGUGGACACAAAUCAUCAAUCACCUGGAAGCCAACUUGCCUUUUCCAGGUGCAGGUUAUCCAAGUUUGGGGAUUAUUUUGUGCUCUGGCUUCUCGUUUGUUUUUUUUUUUUUUUUUUUUUCUUCCUUUAGACCAUUUAUUAAGUAGUCCAUUUUCCACAAAAGUGGUCAAGGAAAGGACCAAGAGAUGGAAUGUAGCUAAGUCUGUAUGAGCAAAUGGGAAAGGUUAGGAGAGGGAGGAAGAUGGAAUGCUUGCUCCCCUAUUGCCAUUGUGUAUCACUGGUGAGAGCUGGCUGUCUUAUAUCCUUUGAGAGACAGAAAAAUCCUUUGUCUGUGUCAGCUACUGAGGUUUGAAGGCCUUUAAUGCUGUUUAAAUCAUGUACACUUGUGCCAUCCCAAACGGAAGCAGAUUGGAGAUGCAAACAAAUGCAUGUCUAGAUGCCCCUAUGGGUGAAAUUACCCAUCAUGCUCUUUCCCUGAAAUCCCUUCAGUCCUGUCCAGGAUGACUCCAUCCGUCAGCACAAAACAUCGGAAUCUAUCCCCAAGUGUAAACUCGAGACAGGCACAAUCCAAGAUGACCUUCUGGCUCUAGCUUAUUAAUUGGGACUCCAACUGCCACCAUACAGAACUCUGAUUUGUAAAUCCACUGACUGGGCAGAGUGGAAGCUGAGCUGAGGAUCACCUGGGUGAGGGGCACCUUCAGUGGGGUGUGCAGUAGCGACGUGAGAGCAUCUGCUGUCUUUAUAUCAGAGUGCGAGAACAGGAUGUCGUAGGACAAAGCCUCACACAGAAGCAGAACUGAAGUUGGUGUUGAAAUUGGUGGGGCAUUAGCAGAAAACAUUUCUGGCUCAGCCGCACUCUUCUUCCACCCAAGGCGGGGCCCAGCUUGCCAGGAGAGGAUGAGGGGAGGAGCCCUGGCACCGUGGCCGUCACUGCCACUCCGUGGGAGCUGCCCUUCUCGAGAAUGUAUUUCAUGUUAGCCAGUGGACCCCUUCCUUGCUCUCUCUCCCUCCAUUGCUCAGGAGCAGAUCUGAGGCAUCCCUCUCCCCUCCGUGACUCAUCUUCUCCCCCCGCCCACCUCAUGCAUUCAAACCUGCCCCUCUCUUGUCUGUACUCUCAGAGAAACAGUAAGCCAAUUUCAUUGUCUUGCAGUUAUUUGGAACUUUCAAUGGUUCUUCCCUUUCCAGCUGGAGAGAUGAACAACUAAUAUACCUGCUGGUAGAUUUUUCAGUGCUCCCACUGAAGACUUCACGAGGUACCCCUUCUCAAGUUCAAGUUCGGUUGAAUUCUGUCCAGAGGCUCAAUCAUUGCAGAAAGUUCUCUUGGGCUAGCAGUACCCCCUGGGCAAACCUCAGCCAGUACUGGUGGGGCUGGGCUGGACUUUCCUCCUUCAAUGAGAAAUUGGAAACUGAUGUCCUGCAUCAGAUACAGAUUGCUUCCUGUCUCCCUACUAAGCAUAUAGCCAGUUCUGAAAUCUUGUUCUACACCUUUUAAGCCAGUUUCUGUAACAAGGGCAACUGGCCAGUCAGCUGAUGCUUUCUGCCUUCAGAUAGAGAACUGUGUGAGCAAGAGGAGCCAUUAAUAGUUCAGUGGUUUUGCAUUCUCAUUGGGUAAGCAAGACAUUGGACCAACAGCCAAUGAGAUGUCAAUCCCUAAGGAAAGUCCUAGAACACAGCAUUUUCCCAAGGCAAGCAAGGCGAAGAAAUGUAGUGGUGACAGACGAUUGAAAGGCCAUGCUCCACAGAUUCGAGAAGUACAUUCCUGCCUUAUCAGAAAAUGUACAGAUAAACUUUAUGUUGGUCUCAGCGCUCUUGCUCUCGAGGUGUCUGUACUCUGAUAAGGUCCAUGUCCCAGCUAGAAUGUGAGAGGGAAAGACUGCACUUUGCUUCACUAUCAGAACUCUGAGCCAAAUAAUGAGAUAUUUAAGCUAUCUUAUAAUUAUUUUAAAUUUUUGUUUAUAACACUUAUAGGAUAUAUUUUUAUCUGGGGAUAGACUGAGAAGCCACCAUUUACAGGUCAACAGGUGGUUUUAACUCUAAGGGUAGAAGCACCCAUUAAGUUUAUAAAAUGGCUGCCAUGUUCCUUGAGACUGACACCUUUCAUUUACAGCCUCACCUGCAGGAGUGUAGGGGUGCGGAUGACACGAGGAGACACACCAACACCGUCUGGAGCUAUCCCCUACUCUGGACUUUCCUAGCUGGUCAGGUCCAGAAAGUCUCGGAAGCUGACUCAGCAGUGUCUUGGUGGCUGUCAUUCCUUUUACUGUCUUCCAGAGGGUCAGUGUCACAAACGUAUUUAUAAACUUCCUGUGGGCGGGGCUAGUCUGGCGCUGAUAAAAUUCCAUUCCAUCAUAAAGAAAACUCCUAUCUCCCCCACCCCAAGUGUUUGCCAAGAUACCUUGGAAUUACCGAUUUGGUCACCAUUUUGAGACUCUGACCCUCUGGAGAAUGGCUGGAUGGGAAUCAGAGGGCCUGCUUCCACCCAUGGAAGGACCAGAACAGGUGCUGUCAAUUCCAAGGUCUACCUAAAGCUCUAGAAGGGGCUGGAGAAUCCAACUUCCAACUAUCAGACCUCAAAACAGGGGUGCUGGUUUUAAGUGUUGAAUCUGAAGUGAAAUGCAUACAUAUACCGGUGUUUUCCUCUAGUGUUAACAGUUGCUUAAGAAGAUAGUAUCCUAUAUUUAUUAGCAAAACAACCCUCUUGGGUCAAUUUUUUUUUUUCCUUGAGAGUGGACCAGAUAGAGGGUAUUCGGUUUUUACUCUCUGCUUCACUUGGAAUAGAAGCAAACCCUAUUAACAUACUGUAAGCCUAAUAUAGGUCCUAAAAACUAAAAAUAUAGUGCAAGUUAGAAUUCUAGAUUUGGGGGACAUUCAAAACAUAAACACCAUCAUCCUCAAAUAUUUAUCAAGAGCUUAGUAACAAUGCAUUGGGCACCUUGGUACUUAUUCCUCAGUCCUUGACUAGUCCAGUAAAAAGGAGAGGGAUGGUAAUAAAUGAGAGAGCCCAUAAUCAAGAGAGAACAAGCUUUAGAACUGUUAAGUUACCAAACCAAGGCAGAGGGGGAAAACAGCAAGUAACAUCUUUUAAUAAGAUUGCUAAUGGCAUGCAAGUGACUACUGACUUUAAUCCAUUUAAACACAAGUGGAAAUCUGAGAAAGGAGACCAGUGAGACACUCGGGUGUUGAGAUCUAAAGAAUUAGAGAGCCACAAUGAAGCUAGAGUAAGUAAUUCUGAGAUUUUGUGUGGCCCAAGUGGAUUUUGCAGUGAAGUCCUGUUGGAUCCUUGCCAAUGAGCCAGGUAAGAUUGGCAUUCCAUACUGCUUGAGAGGGGAUUCAAGAGACUUCUGUUAUCACAAAACGUGUCCAUUCCUGUUGAUGACGAAGUCAUAGGUCCAAUAAACUAUUUACUUCAUGGAUAAGGUUUAGCAUAUAAUAAUUACAUUUCACUGAAAUUGGGUGGCAGAAUCAUUUGUGCAGGGUCCUGUGUGACGGACUGGGGAACCUAAGAUUCAUUUGUCUGGAAUCAGAGUAAAGUUUAAGGUCGAUCUAAUUCUCACCAGGAUUGAUUAGAAUCACACUCUACCAAAGUGGGCCCUAUCUGCUGACAUGAAUAUUGGGGUAAAAUGUUGCCAGGAGUAUGACUUUAGACACUUCCAACAGGAAGAUCAGCUCAAAGUAUGGCAUGACAAAGAAUGCAUCUUCCUUUACCAACACCUUCCCUAGCAAAAUAAGGCCACAAGAGGGCGCAAACACCUUCCCAAGCACGGAGGCAAGGGGGAGAUGGUAGAAGUGUGGCUGCCGGAGAUCGGUGCCAGUCCAGAUAGGGCAAAAUUGGGGGCCGCACACAUGGAUGGGUACAGAGUAGGUCGUUAGUAACCUGGAGGUGCAUGAGAAAUGCAGGAAUUCUCUAAGAGAGUGAAGGAAAAGUCCACAGCCAUGUGUUUUGCGGAUGAGUAACAAUGCUUUGCAAUAAGUUAAUGCCAUAAUAUUUUAAGGCUUAUAAUUCUGCCAAGUAAAGCACUUUUCAAAGGAGUCUGUUAGAAAGCCACAUGAUUUCAGCUGUUUUUGUUUUUGUUUUUUUUUUUAGCUCUACAUGUUUCCAAAGAUGUAAUCAAAAUGUUUUUUCUAUUGAUUAUAAAAGUAUAAAUAAAUAUUAAGCCUAUCCAUAGAGACAUUUAAAUGUAAUUAAAAGAUUGUUAUGCUUUAAAAAUGUACUCUAAUAAAUGAUGUAAAAUGCAGUGCUUAUGCUGGACCUCUGAGCUAGAGGAGGACAAGUCCUAUCAGGAAAGUAGAUUUUAUGCUUCAGACUCAUCGUUCUAGUUCUGUUUGAUGUCAUUUUUGUGUUGCUGUUGUUGUUACUUCGUUUGGUCUCACAGCAAAAUCUGCUUUAGUAAACUUGUUAUUUU